Anguilla anguilla (European eel) is the source of this 6593-nucleotide messenger RNA. RefSeq names its product G protein-regulated inducer of neurite outgrowth 1. The record is from RefSeq and is a predicted model, not a curated record. The transcript is spliced from 3 exons. The coding region runs from base 502 to 2196 and encodes 564 amino acids. Gene Ontology annotation, cellular component: plasma membrane. NCBI's taxonomy places the organism in Eukaryota, Metazoa, Chordata, Actinopteri, Anguilliformes, Anguillidae. Gene Ontology annotation, biological process: neuron projection development.
UCCCUCCCUCCAUCCCUCCCUAUUCCCUCCCCUUUUUUUUGCGAGAGACCGGGCCAGGGAUUUGAAGAUCGGGAAGAGAGAGAGAAAGAGAGAGAGAGAGAGAGAGAGAGAGAAAGAGAGAAAGAGAGAGAGAAAGAGAGAGAGCCUCUCGUUUCUAAGCAGAUGAAAGCGCUGAUAAUCCUGGGUCUGCCUCCAUCUUGCUCACUGCUGGUGCAGAAGGAGGCGGAGGAGGGGCCAAGCCAGCGGGCGGGCGGGCGGGCAGGGCGGGGGUCACCUGUGGCGGCGAAGGAGGAGGAGCAGGAGGCAGCUUUCUUUCUUCCAAGGGCCCUGGACUGUCAUGGGCGUGCGGAGGAUGAGGGACCACUGACACUGAGAGGAAGGCAGAGAGAGAGAGAGAGAAAGAAGGAUAGAAAGAGUGAGAAAGGGAGAAAUAGAGAGGGAGGGAAGAAAAGAGGAGAGCUCCAGGCCAGCCUCUGACUCACAACAAAGCAGGCCUUGCCCAUGGCGGAAAACGGGCGCCCUGCGGCCGAGAGCGCGUCGGAACCCUCCCCCCCGGGCGGCGUCGGCGCCGGCGCCAUCAUUUCGGAGUGCCCCGCCGCGGAGGGCGCCAUCUUCCCGCUGUCGAAGAGCACGGUGGACGUGGCCGCCAACCCCCUGCCCCAGGACGAUCUGCGGAAGAGCUGCAGCAGCCCCACCUGCUCCCGGACGGAGGCCCACGAAACCGCCGACACGCCGGUAACCGAUGACUACCGGGGCGGGGGGCGCGGCGAGUCCAGCCCCACGGGCACAGCUGCGUGCCAGCGCGGCCCCCGCGAUGGACCCAAAAUGGCGGCGACGGAGGAUCGUCGGGGCGAGAGUACGACCGGCGAACAGAACGAGCCCCAGACCCGACGGAACCAGGGCGGGGCGCCCCACCGCGGCAGCCCCAGCGUGCCAGACACACUGCCCCCCCGCCACAGAGCGGAGCGUCCUCGCAGCGUCGCCGAAAUGGCCCCCCCCCACCGGACGGGCGCGGCAUCCCCGGCCGAGGCAGAGGCGCACGGCCGGGUCCGCGCGGGCGAGGGGGGGGCGGCGGGCUCCAGGGGGGCCUCCUCGUCCCACACGGACCUGCGUGAGGAGCAGCCGGAGCCCGCCCCGCACAUGGCCCAGAGGAGCCUCUCGGCCAGCCUCCGGGCGCCCGGCGAGGCCCCGGGCCCGGGCCCCCGGCGGAGCGAGACCAGCGCCCCCUGCCCCGGGGUCGGGUACUGCGGGCGGGACGCCGCGUGCUGCCCCACGCUGGUGUGCAAGCAGCCCAUGCAGCUGCUGCAGAGCAACACCAUGACCACCUGCCGCAGCAGCAGCGGCAGCAGCAGCCCCACCCAGCAGCUGGGGGGCGGGGUGCGCAUCUGCCUGCCCAGCCCCCCCCACAGCGAGGGGGGCGGCGGCGGCGACGAGCCCUGCUUCCUGGGCCACGGCGGGCCGGAGGACACCUUUGCCGCGUACUGCCACCCCCUGCCCAUCCCCACGCCCGCCCAGCUGCUGCCCCGCCCGCCCGGGCCCGAGGGGGAGAGGCCGCUGCCCCACCCCGCCCUGCUGGCCUUCCCCCGCCUCAUCUCCUCCGUCAGCGAGACGGGGCUGGACGCCAAGCGCAUGCUGGCCUGCUGCGGGCCCGACUGCCGGGAGGGGGGCGGGGCCUACCCCGUCCCGCCCCGGCUCGGGGGCGGGGCCCGGCCGGGGGAAGCCAGGGUCGCGGCGGUCACCAGGGAGACGGGGACCAUGACGUCCCGCGGGGAGCUGAGGGACGUGGGGGUGCAGACGGGGGCCCCCGAACCUCGUCCGCCGCCGCCGCCCCACGUCUUUCCCGAGGUGAGUCUGGCGGCGGACGACGAGGCGGACGGGGGCGGGGGGGAGGGCCCCAACGGGGCGGUGGGCGGCGGCGGCGGCCAGAAGUCCCCCAUAAAGGAGGUGCUGUGGGACGCGGAGGGGAUGACCUGGGAGGUGUACGGCGCGUCGGUGGACCCCGAGGAGCUGGGCCUGGCCAUCCAGAAGCACCUGGAGCUGCAGAUCAAGGAGAAGGCGGGCCGCGUGGCGGCCAAGCUGACCCGCCAGGACACGGUCAGCUCGCAGCAGAGCCGCCGCCCCAGGAAGAGGGGGUUCGCCAUGGGCGCCCUGAGGAACCCCGCCUGCUGCGCUCGCUCCAGCGCCGUGCUGGACUGAGCGGGACGGCCGCCAAAACCGCGCCCAGCCCAACGCUACCUUCAUCGUACGCAGUAAACCGUAAAAGACAUGCUGGAUGCUGCUUGGCAGAAUUAGCAUGUUCGACUCGCAUUAAAACCAUCAUUAUAUAUAUAUAUAUAUAUAUAUAUAUAUAUACACACACACACACAAUGUCAGAGCACCACCAACACUAUUGGCCGAAAGUACAGGUCUUGUUUCCUGCCUUUCUCUGCACAAAGGGGUCGUGUGUGUAUAUUUGGCGUGUGGGUCUCUUUCAGAAGGCAGGAAGCAGAAAUAAAGCAAAAUUUAUUUAAGAGUUAAUGUCCUUUUCAAAAUACUCAUAAUACUCAAAAGUGUUAAAUGGGGUGUCAGCAAAUGUAACAAACUGUGUUCUUGCUGUUGGGUAUUAGCUAGAAUUUAUACAGCUUCGAAGAACAAAUAACUUAAUCGUUUAAGGAAUACUUGUAGAGCACAUGGAGACACAUAAUUGCAUUAAUACUGAAUGCCAAAAGUACCCAUUGAUUAAGAGCCUUUGUGAGCUAUACUGUGCAUUUUAUGACUUUACAUCACAGUAAGUACAGCUUAUAAAUAUAGUAUUCAUAUAUUUAGUUCCAUGUCCCCUCCUGUCUGAAGUCAGUGAUGACAUGGGAACAUAAUUAUGAACCCUAUGUAUAGCAAUAUUCAGUCUUUUCAUUAACACUGACAAGCCCUAUUGUCAAUUUAUUUUUAAGCCUUUUUUCCAGUCCACAAAUCCCAACCGAGAAUUGACAAUCAAUCGUAUUUCACGAACUACAAGCAGCUUCAAAAUUCUUCUUUAGCGAUCACUAACCAUGAAUUAAAGAAUGCGUUUUAAGCAAGUGGGUUCAGUCGAAGGAGCACGUCUGUAUGUUCAGUCAGGGAAAGACCCAGCUGUGAAAGGUACUGCGGUUAGUACUGCUGAAAAUAAAAUAAAAAAGUCAGAUUUUAUUUAAGUAUGAAAUUAUGGAUUUACUUGUAAGUGCAGCUUUGUAAACGUGUAGUAGUAGAAGGAAACUCAAUACAGGCCUUUGUGUCUGAAAUAGACAUCUCCACAUUUCAGAUAUACCUUACUGUACAAGUUGUUUCUUUAUACAGAAAUACCUGUCUGUUUCUGUGUCUCUAGACUAUAUAACUUAGGGAAAGACGUGAUUGAUACAAGCUCACACAGUUCAAAGCUGGCGAGAAUACCCAGAAUUCAGCUCUAGCCAAACUGCCAAGGACGGCAGACAACUAGACCCUACACAAAACAUUCUGAAGGAGGUUUGUUCCAGAACGUCCAACUUCGCUCAUGUUGGCCAAGGCCCCUGAAUUUCACAGUUUGCUACUGGAAGCACAAAUUUCAGCACAGUAUCUUGAUUUCUAGCGUUAUUCUCCAUAUAGGAUUUAGGAGUACAUUUGUCAUCUACUACAUUUUAAAAUGUAUAAUCUCUUCCAUUAGUAAGGAUUUCAGCAUCAGGCUAACAUAUAAUACUGUUUAUUUAAAUAUCACAACAGCAGUCAGUGGAUCCAGUCCUUUAUUUUACAGUAGUUUGUUUUUUUCACUCAAGCUUAAAGUAGGCACAGGUAAUGUCGGAUAUAUGAGUAGAUGGGAUAUUGGCGUGAUGCUUCAUAUGUCAUAAGAUCUGGUUCAUAGACAGUAGGAACUCUGGAACAGAGCCUAUGUAGCCUAUGUUCACCUAACUUAACACAGGCAACAUAGACCUUUAAGGACGUUAUUUGAUAGAAACAUACUACAAACUCAAUUUCCCUUUUGGCCUUCACAUGGUAGUAUUAUACUUCAAUGUAUUUUUGCGUGCCAAUGAUGCAUAACAUUUCUUAAACGCUCAACAAAGUUUCAAACAUGAACAAAAUGCAACUGCAGUCACUUAGAGAUUGCAGAUUUUCUCUCUGGUAGUUAAACAUACGCAGAGGAUGUGAAUGUUAGACUUUGUGGAGAAGUGUCAAAUUACAGUAUGUGCGUAUUUCAGUAGGGAUGUUUUCCUCUUGUGUGAAUAAGUGACAGGCAAUAUACCCUGUACUGUGUGGUAUAACGUACUACAACUCAAGAGACAUGUUUCCUUACAGUCCGUUAAGCAAACAGUUAUGCCAUAAGGCCCAAUUUCAGAAAACUGCUUUUCCACACAAACUUUGUUUCUUUCUUUGUGAUACAAUCCCACAAAGUUUUUAUAGAGCAAUAUUAGUCAGAAUAUUGUGUUUAAUAGGAUAAAACCCCUUUAAAUCUCACAUUACACAGAGUAAACUUGCAACCAAGUUCUUUCAUGUAGGGCUCUGACUGACCGACAAAUUAAGGUCCACUGGUGGAUUUUCUUCACAUGAAAUGGCAAGCUAACGUUGAUCGAUCAUUUCAUUCAUGAAUGAACAAAACAAAAGAUGUGUCAGAUCAGCACAUUAACUAAUUUAAUCUGGUCUUUCUUCUAAUUAAACUGGUGUAGCGUGUGGAAUAUCCCUCUAAGACCAUUCAGCUGUGAUAUAGCCCUUAUUGUUUCUUCCCCUCUCUAGAACGCUCACUCUCCCCUAGAUUCAGUCAAACUUCGCAGAUCAUUUAAGGGAAAGUGCAAUUCAACCAAGAACGGCAGAAAUACUACACGAUACAAUAUACUGUAAUAUAAUGCAAUGCUACUAUUCUAUAUUUUAGAUGCACUAAUAGUACGUUUCCUCCUGGAUUCAAACAAUGAAAAAUGCUGCCUAGGAAGGCAAAAGUCACUUUGGUCCAGAAUUAAUCUAGGAAAGGUUUGUUAUUUUUGGCUGAGUCGCAGUUUUCAUUGGAUCGGGCAGUAAAUUAUUUGAGGCCUUUUGUGAAGACCGUUCACAGUUCAGCGCGUCAGUCUCUGCCGCUCCCCGUCACGCGAAAGAGAAGCAAUAACGGAUGCCCCGAAACUUCCUCACAACAGAUCCCACUUUCAAUGUUAAACUUUCAAACACUGUACUUGUUGUGUGUGACAUUCGUUGGGGCUUGUAAUAAGCAUACUGAGGGUGGUGACAUGUUUAUUCUGUUAUGAUCAAUAACUGAAUGUCCAGCUGUGAGAUUAGAAGGGAUUAAGGUCUCUUCGCUGGGUCUUUGCCAAAUCAAAAUCCAGCCUGUGGCAAGAUUUGAGUCAUGUAUGUUGUCACAGGUUAUGUCACUGUUGAUGAACAAGGGUUUUUCCCCCCCCCCCCAUUCUGAAUGGUAACUGGUGUUGAUGUUUUUAGUGACAUCAGCACAGUAUUUUGGUGGGUAAACUGCUACCUAGUGGCAGAAGGAAGAGUGGCAUUGUGAACCAGAAGAAUAAUGUGUUUUCAGUGACUCAUUUUCAACCAAUCAGCGGUUUGCUGUGGAGAACCAUGUCUUCUGAUUGGUUCAGGCAAGCUGGUGAGAGACAGAGCACACGGUAGCCCCACCCCUUAAGAGAUUCAGGAAGUUGAUGCUCUCCCGUUGCUACUGUUAUCUGCGCAAAGAUGACCCCCAUCUUCUGCUAUCAGCACAAAGAUGUCUCCUCUACCCCAAUCUUGCUUUUCCGGCUUUGUCGGAUAGCUUGAAUGCAUUCGAGCAGCGGCAGCGAACAGCUCGGUCAGCUGUUUGGAUGAGCAGGCACAUUCCUUGGUGUUCACAGUAAAAGGGCUUUUUUUUUUUGGAGUGGUGCUUUAACGAGCACAGCGUGGAAAUAAGCAUUUAAAAAGUGCUGGUUCAGCGUGUGUGUCGAGUGGGGCCUACUGAGGCCACAGCUUGGGAAGCUGGCCAAUAAAAGUAGGCGUGCCUGCUGUGGGCAAGGAAUAUUUCUUUGGUAACUCCAGCAAUAAACCUCUCCCAAUCGUAACCCCGUAUGACUGUGAUAGUCUCCGAAAACACACUGUCUUUAUUUCCCCUACUGGUGUAAGCUGACAUCGGAGAACCGCGAUGACCCCCCCCCCCCCGCCCGAAGCUGCUCCGACAGCCGAUUGGCUCACGCUCUCGUCCGCCACGUAGCGCACGCGUCUCAGCCUCCGUCGUUUGUAAACCUAGGCCUCGUUAAAGUUUGGCUUUUUAAAAUUUUUUUCUUUAGCCGCACUAUAUUACGGCUUCGCUUCUUCGGAAUCAGCACUUAGAACGAUCGCUGCUUAGAGUCUAGCCCGUCGCUCAUUUUGGGCAUAAAGUAAACCAACGGGGACAAAGGCAAACAAUCUUGAUUUUUUUUUUGUCCUAGCGUUUUAGCCCGUGUGCAGGUAGACAACUGCCGCCAUUUUGGUACAGGGAGACCAGCCCUGCAAGCAUUCAGAGGUCUGUUAAAGCAGGGAGAAUCGAAAAAAAUCCACCCCCCAGGGAGAGGGCUAAUGUCAACUGUCUUUUAUAGCACAUAAUAUCACAUAGGAAAUUUUGUUACUUUUUGUAAAAAAACAAAAAGCAAAAAAAAAAAAAAAAAAAA